Microdochium trichocladiopsis is the source of this 1301-nucleotide messenger RNA. RefSeq lists its product as uncharacterized. Bases 257 to 946 code for a protein of 229 amino acids. NCBI's taxonomy places the organism in Eukaryota, Fungi, Ascomycota, Sordariomycetes, Xylariales, Microdochiaceae. The record is from RefSeq and is a predicted model, not a curated record. The transcript is spliced from 3 exons.
GAACCAUUCGUCGUGAAACGGCCGCAAACUGCCUCAUCCUGCGGGCGCUGUAUCCGCCGCGAUUGGUGGCCACAUGGAAAGACCAACAGUCUGGCACGCAACCUUGCCCGCCAAGGCUAGCACCUCUCCGAGCCUCUUAUCAGAAACUGCCGCAAACCUGCUCGGAUUGUACGCAUCUAGUUGUCGCGCCGUGGACAGCCCAGUCUAAUAUCUGGUCUGCCCGCUUCUAUGCGGAUCAGCUAUCGCGCAUUAAGGGAUGUAUAAAGGUCUGCUUCUCUGCUUUGGGGGCCUUUGCUCUUCUGAUUGCGCGUCACGCCCAUGCCCACUUCAUCUUGACGACUCUCGACACUGUUGGCUUUUUAGACGAACUCCAGGCCGAUGUCCUUGCGGUGGCUUCGUGCCCGACUACGACACUCAUGUCCUAAACGACUUCUUCGUCAGCGGCACUGCCGUUGGAACCAAAACGACUCACGCAACCGACAAUUGGCUCUAUCGCAUCACGCUCGACGAGACGGCCUCUGGCAACUGGACGCAGAUCAACGCCAUCGUCCAACAAACGGGCGCUGGUGACUUCUGCCUAUCCCGAGUAGUGGCGCCUGAUGAGUUUGUCGAUAAAAGGGGCGUUCUCAGCAUCGUGUCCGGCACGAGUCACGGCUACCUCUAUCAGUGCGCUGCAGUUCGUUUUGUCAAGGGAACCGCCCCCGUCAAUCCUGCUUGUAUUAAUGGCACAGCGGUGACGGGUGGCUUUGUAAACGAUCCCGAGUUGCAAUCGCUGGUUCAGCACGAGCCAACAGAGACAGUUAAUGAUGGUCACGACGAUCACGGUGGCCACGCCGAGACGCCAACUACCACCGCGGCAACUGGGAUAGCUUCGUCACUGAUCCCCAUGGGGUGGUUCGUACUCAUCGGCUUAGUAUCGAUGCUGUCUGGCUUUACUGUCCUCUGAACGCUUGAGACCGAUAUGCGUUGCCUCAAGGCCUCGAGGAAGAAAAGUUUCGCUGGCAUCGCCUAUAAAUAGCUUGGAAUGCUUUACUCUGCUAGUGCUGGCGUAGUGCUCGUUCACUAGAUGAUUCCGAUGAAAGGAGAACAACGCGCUGUACCCAAUCGAGAUCGUACGCUGGUGCUGUAAUAAACUGACCAGCCGGUUUUGGAUAUGUUUGGACCAUCAAGUAAGGUUCUGAUUGGCUUGCAGGUUGUUGUAGAAAGAUAUAACUUGAGGAGCUCAAUUGCUCCAAUUAAGAAGUUUUUUUUCUCGGAAAGGCUGUUAUAAUAUACCAAGCAUUUAUAACAUAGACGUCUAC